GCCGGGAGUAAGGCGGAGCUGAAGGAGCUCAAGGAUGGGUGCACGAAUGGGGUGUGGCUGGUUUAGGAAGCCAGAGCAUAGGCGCAAUUUUUACCGAAUUGGAAUCGCGGGAAAAUAGAGGUGUUUGAAGAUCUCGCGAGAUUGAGUAACCUAGGCUAGCCAGAGUUAGGAGGUGUCUCGCGAUAGAUACAGCAAUAGUUCAGCAGGUGGGAGGGAAAUGUGAUAAGGAAUCUCGCGAGACCUGAAGGUACCGGGACAUCAGCAGCGGCCAGAAAGAGGAGAGGUUUGUAAACCCGUCGGCUCCAAAAGGAACCGGAAGUCCUUCUUCUUCAGCGUCCAAUGCUGGAUGUGGCCUGAGUUUCUUUACCGGAAACCCUUUUCCUGGACCUAGGAAGACGGCCCACUUAGCCGGAAGUUCCACCUCCUGGAGCUCCCCCACCCUUCCAGAAGUUUUUCUGUCAUCGGUGUUUACCUCCCUCCACUUUCCCCGUUUUAUCCCUGUACCAGGGAAGGAUACGUUUAGUGUCUCCCUCCUAGGUCCACUAAACGGGUUGGAUAUCCCACUCCCCGAGUCCGGAUUCCUUCCCCGCGUCCCCAUGUAGCUGGGAAGUGGGACCUGGGGGUGGUUGGACCCCUGGGAUCCUGGAGGGAUCCGCUUCUGCUCCUGCUACCAGGACGCGGCCUCAGCCUAUCCCCUCACGCUGCCAUGCACUCUGCGGCCUUCCCGCUUCCUGUAGUUGUGGCCACUGUGCUGUGGGGAGCGGCCCCCAUCCGGGGGCUCAUUCGAGCGACCUCAGACCAUAAUACCAGCAUGGACUUUGCAGAUCUCCCAGCUCUCUUUGGAAGUGCCUUGAGCCAGGAAGGACUUCAGGGCUUUCUUGUGGAGGCACACCCAGCCAAUGCCUGCAGCCCCAUUGCCCCACCACCCCCAGGCCCGGUCAACGGGUCCGUCUUUAUUGCACUGCUUCGAAGAUUCGACUGCAGCUUUGACCUCAAGGUCCUAAAUGCUCAGAAGGCUGGGUAUGGUGCAGCUGUGGUACACAAUGUGAAUUCCAACGAACUUCUGAACAUGGUGUGGAAUAGUGAGGAAAUUCAGCAGCAGAUCUGGAUCCCGUCUGUGUUUAUUGGGGAGAGGAGCUCCGAGUACCUGCGUAACCUUUUUGUCUACGAGAAGGGGGCUCGGGUGCUUCUGGUCCCGGACAGUAGCUUCCCACUGGGUUAUUACCUCAUCCCUUUCACAGGGAUUGUGGGACUGCUGGUUUUGGCCAUGGGAGCAGUGAUGAUAGUUCGUUGUAUCCAGCACCGGAAACGUCUCCAGAGGAAUCGACUGACCAAAGAGCAACUGAAGCAGAUUCCAACACAUGACUAUCAGAAGGGAGACCAGUAUGAUGUCUGUGCCAUCUGCCUAGAUGAGUACGUGGAUGGUGACAAGCUGAGGGUACUUCCCUGUGCGCAUGCCUAUCACAGCCGCUGUGUGGACCCCUGGCUCACUCAAACUCGGAAGACUUGCCCCAUCUGCAAACAGCCUGUCCAUCGAGGUCCCGGAGAUGAGGAGCAGGAGGAAGAAACUCAGGGGCAAGAUGGUGAUGAGGAAGGGGAACCAAGGGACCAUCAUGCCUCAGAACGGACCCCACUUCUGGGCUCCAGCCCCACAAUUCCCACCUCUUUUGGCUCCCUAGCCCCAUCCCCCCUUGUUUAUCCUGAGUCUUCAACAGAUCCCCCACCCUCUCUUCCCUCUUCAUCUUCAGCUGCCAUUCCAGUCUAAUUGUUCCCCUUAUCACCCCCACCCCUGGUGAUCUAUUUUGCACAGCCUCAUUCUCACUUGUAGCCUUCUAUGUUGAGGGAUAGGGCCUAUUUCUACCCUGGGUUUUUCCCUUAUCCAACCCCAUCCUUUUGAAGGGGGUUGGUGCAGAGGGACUGGGUUAAUAAAAUUGUUUUUGUCGACUAAGGAAGGGGAGAUCAUUCUCACACAGGUGAAUAAUCUCUUGCCCAUUUGGGAAAGUGUCCCUUUUGGUGUAAAGGGGCAGGGGAGUUCUGGGAGAGACUAACCUAGUCAUGGGGAUGGCCCCAGCAGGCAUUUGUUGUGAGUCAGAGAGGGGGAGGCCCACCCACAGGAUGACUCAACUGGCCCUGCCUUGCCCACAGGCUGGGUCCCAUUCUCUGGUCUGGAUGGCUCUAUUCCAUUACCCACUAAUUCAACUAGCACACUGAGGACCUAGUGCUAGAAACAAAGCCAACCACAUAGGCCUGAGGCAGGUGCUAAGUCCUGGAUAUGGAAAAGCAAGCUUCAACCCCUCUUGCUCCUAACCCCAAGCAAGGAUAAGAGGCAAGUCCUAGUGACUGUCCUCCAUCCUGACAGCCAGGCUAAGACCACACAGCACCUUGUUAGUAGAAUCUU
Messenger RNA from Molossus molossus (Pallas's mastiff bat), 2398 nucleotides. RefSeq names its product ring finger protein 167 (gene RNF167). The record is from RefSeq and is a predicted model, not a curated record. The transcript has 10 exons. Gene Ontology annotation, biological process: positive regulation of DNA-templated transcription; protein ubiquitination; ubiquitin-dependent protein catabolic process. Lineage: Eukaryota; Metazoa; Chordata; Mammalia; Chiroptera; Molossidae. The coding region runs from base 707 to 1765 and encodes 352 amino acids. Gene Ontology annotation, molecular function: ubiquitin protein ligase activity. Gene Ontology annotation, cellular component: cytoplasm; nucleoplasm.